Molecule: messenger RNA, 894 nt
Organism: Triticum dicoccoides
Lineage: Eukaryota; Viridiplantae; Streptophyta; Magnoliopsida; Poales; Poaceae
Product: peroxidase 70-like
Exons: 3
Coding region: 1-894 (297 amino acids)
Biological process (GO): hydrogen peroxide catabolic process; response to oxidative stress
Molecular function (GO): heme binding; peroxidase activity
Source: RefSeq, a predicted model, not a curated record
AUGGCAUCUUCAUCUCUAUCAGUCGUGUUGAUCCUGUGCCUGGCCGCGGCGGCGUUGGCGCAGCUGUCAACGACGUUCUACGACAAGUCGUGCCCUUUGGCUCUUGAAAAAAUCCAGAACAGCGCGGCGACGGCCGUGAAGAACGACCGCCGCAUGGCCGCGUCGCUGCUCCGGAUGCAUUUUCAUGACUGCUUUGUCCAGGGCUGUGACGCGUCCGUUCUGUUGAAUGAGACUAGCGUGGGUGGCAACGAGCGGGGGGCAUUCGGGAAAGUGGGAUCGCUGCGUGGCUUCGAGGUCAUUGAACAAAUAAAGAAGGAUGUAGAAGCCGGUUGCAAAAGGCCGUACAGCAACAACGGCCCCGUCGUCUCCUGCGUUGACAUCCUUGCCGUCGCCGCCCGUGAGGUGACGAAUAAUCGUGCAUGCGUGGGAGGGCCGUCGUGGGAGGUUAAACUGGGGAGGAGGGACUCCACCACGGCUAGCGCGACACAGGCCAACCAGAACCUGCCUGUGCCGUUCUUGGGAGUCGCCGGCCUCAAUGCUAGCUUCGUCAGCAAGGGGUUCAACUUGACUGACAUGGUCGCCCUCUCCGGCGCCCACACCAUCGGGAGGGCGCAGUGCCAGAACUUCAGGGGCAGGCACUACAACGAGUCCAACAUCAACACGACCUACGCAACCAAGCUAAAGCUCAACUGCCCCCAGUCCGGCGGCAACACCAACCUGGCCCCGCUCGACGACGACACAGCGGUCGCCCUGAACCCGGACUUGUUCAACAACGACUACUUCAUCAACCUCCAGUCCGAGAAGGGCCUCCUUCACUCCGACCAGGUGUUGUACAACGCCACCGCAGCCGGCUGCGCCACCAAGGACAUCAUUAAGUCCUUUGCUUCUAGCUAG